CCUUCAGCAGUUAGAAUGAUUUAAUAACUCCAUUGUUUGUUAAAUGGGUGGUGGUUGAACUGUAAAAAUAUCGCCACAGCAACAACCUAUUAUGCUCACAACUUUUUUUCUCUCCCUCCACCACCACCCAAGUUUUUUUUCUAUUUAACUGGGUGUGCCUCUGCUCUGUAAUAUGAGAGCCACAUGACCAAUAGGAAGACAAACAGUCUGUUAGUGUAUUUCUUCCGCAAACUUUAUAAGCAGUGUUAGAUGAGAAGAUCGAUACCAUUGUCAUGCCUGCCUGUUCAAUUUGGAGCUAGAGCCAGCAGCUGGUUAGAUUAAUUUAGUACUGAGACUUGAAACAAGGGGAAAGGGUUAACAUAAACCCUGUCCAAAGUUUUUGCCGUGUUGUACGAGGAGCAAGGGAGAAGGCCACAGUCCAACAACACUGGAAAAGAGCUAAUCAGUCUGAGAGACAUCAGCAAACAUGGCAAACCAGCUACAGAAGAUUGUAGCAGAGAAGAAGGAUAUGGUGGAGACGGUGAUGGAAGUGUUUGAACAGGGAGCUGAAGUGGUGGCCAGUAUCGCCGGCGACCUUUUCCCUGUUUUCUCCAUCGCUGCUCCAAUUGUUAAACUGGCUCUGGACAAUGUAGAGAGCAAAGAGGCUGCGUUCAUGAAGGAGCAGUUUCAGAAGGUGCGAGAGCGUCUGGAGGUGGUCUCAGAGGAGAUUCAGAGGAUCAACGAUGAGAUCAAGAAGAGCGGAUUGGAUGCCGUGUAUUUCCCGCUGGAGGAGAACAUCACUAACCAGUUCAGGAAGUACAUGGACAUCCUCAAUGCCAAACCCAAGUUCCGGGAAGUCAAAAAGAAGCUUUUCCUGGAGCAUUUCGCCAAGACAGGAGGUGACAAAAACCUUAUCACCCUUUACAAUGCUGUGACGGGGGAUAACUUCUCUGGGGAAUCUGUGCUUGAGAUCACUCUGAACUACGAGGAGAAAAGUCGCCGGCCAGUGGAGGACUUCUGUGCUAGGCUGAAGAAGCUCUUCUGUAUCGGGCUCAUUGCGCUGUUGGGCCACGCCGCUCUGAAGGGAUAUGAUGAGGAGGAUGCGCUUCUGAAAGACUGGGGUGAGAAGAUGAAGGUUGUCCAGGAUAAAAUGAAUGUUGUCAUUGAAGACUGCAUCGUCAGCUUCCCCAAACAGGCUGAGUUGGAUUCCCGUCGACUGGUGAGAGACCGGCCAAACUUAACCAACCAGCAACUAGCAGAUGCUAUCAUAGAGACAUUAAAGAAGAAGUAUGACUGGGUGGGCUGGUCUGUGCGCAUAUUCAAGUCCCCUACAGGCCUGUUCGCCAACAAGAAGGAUUUCCACUGCCCAACAGGGAGGAGUCGCUUCGAGGUCCCCUCAUCAGAUGAGAAACUUAACAUCUGGGUGUCCUACAGCUCCUCGCCUGAGCCUGUGGAUAAGAAUCACAUCCAGCAGCUGAUCCAGAGUCAGAAGAAAGUCACGGUGCCGAGUGUAGCAGAGCUCCUCUUUGAGAAGUUGCCCGGCGACUGCGUGGUCCACACUGUGAAAACCAGCAAAGACCUGGCCUGCUCCUGGAGCUUCGCAGAUGAUCUCCACUACUGGGACGAGCACAAAAACUUCUACGUCUGCGCUCACUCAGCUUGAAGUUGUAGACACUGAAAAAACACUCAAAAGUCAUUCUCAUUCUAUGUUUGUAGGCCACUUUGUUACACCAACAAUCAUAGAGUCUAAUGCUGCCUCUCUACUUGGCCUUAGCAGUGGAAUAUUACACAGUAUGUGCCUUAAUUUCACCUAUCAAUAGCCCCCUUUCACUGAAUUAUUCCCUUUUUCUGAGAACGUUCACUGUGAGUUUGUUGAAGUCAGCUUCAUUUUAUAUAGUCCAAUAUGACCAAUCACAAAUAUGCCUCGAGGGGCUAUACAAUCUGUGCAGCAUACGACACACAAACCGACCAAUCUCGCUUAGGAUAUGGAAAAACUCCACAAAAAACACUUAAAUGGGGGAUAAAAAUGAAACAAGCCUCAGGAAGAGCAACAGAGGACAGUCCCCUCUUCCAGGACAGACAGACUAGCCAUAAAUGUCUUGUGUGCAGACUUCCACAACAUGAACUAGAUUCUUUAACUUAUAAUAAUUACCUUCUUGAUCACAUGGAGCUGUACUUUGCUUAUUUCUCAGAAUGAAUGGAAGAGCUUAGCCUUGGUUUAUGCUGUAUUAUAUCUAAGUGGUUUUGUUAUGUAGUUAGUGAAGCUGACAGUUGCAGAGUAAUUCUCAUAUAAGAUCUACAACUGCAUUUUCUUCUGUCAUUAUAAAUUUAAGGGGGACCUGGUUGUUUUGUUACAGUGGGAUGUGCUGGGAAAGCUGUUGAUUUAGAAUCCGGGUGUCAUACGGAGAUUAAGUUUUGCUCUUAGAGAUAAGCGGGGACCUCGCCCUGUUGAGGACAUAUAUACCUAAGCCAUGAGCGAAAAUGUCUCCAGACAUUUACAGAGAAUGUAACAGUAGCCUUAAAGUCUUCAUUUUGAUUUCACCUUUUUGUACUGGUGUGAUAAAAAUGGUAAACCUUGUUACUGGCUGCUGUACAGUUUGAACAAAAAACACAGGAAAGCACAAUCCCAAGGCCUCAAACAGCAUUUGCUGUAGUGAACUGGUGCCCAUGAAACUUUAUUUACACACCCUGCCACGAACAUGCCGAGGCGUAGAGACAGCAACACUUUGUUUACAUGCAGAUGCCUAACAUAGCUAUUCUUGUGUCUUUACCUGUUUGGGUGUGCAACACAACCUGCAAAGUUGUACCUGCUCAAAUCCCUCAACUUCAUUUACUCUGUACUCUUAUAUGUAGAGAAUUUACCUUUAAGUAGGAUUGAACUGUUGAAUUGUGGGCAAUGUUUUUUUAUUAUGGAGGUUUUGAUCAAAAUUUGUAUAAUCUGACCAUGACAGUUACACUACGUUAUGAGAACUAACAUAUGUUGACUCUGCAGAAAGAUUCUGUUUGUAAUCUUUUAGACCACUGACCUGUUUUAAUGUUUGUUGUAGAUAUCUUGUGCAUUAUUGUACACAAAUAUGUGUUUCUUCUUUGUUUCUAUGUGUCAUUACCCAAAUUUAAUACAUUUUUAGAAUAUUUUAUGUCACAAAUAUAUGCCCCACAUUUACUGUAAACUUGAUACAAGGCGUUUACGUUGCACUCCUGUUAUAUUAUUAGUAUUUCCAUACAGCAUAUUUGGGUUCAGAUUCAACAUCCUGUUGGUACACCAAAGCAAUGAAUGUAAUAAAUCUUCCAAAUAAACUCAUAUAUCAUU
Molecule: messenger RNA, 3289 nt
Organism: Dicentrarchus labrax (European seabass)
Lineage: Eukaryota; Metazoa; Chordata; Actinopteri; Moronidae
Gene: rpz4
Product: rapunzel 4
Exons: 4
Coding region: 467-1642 (391 amino acids)
Source: RefSeq, a predicted model, not a curated record